Molecule: messenger RNA, 1638 nt
Organism: Siniperca chuatsi (mandarin fish)
Lineage: Eukaryota; Metazoa; Chordata; Actinopteri; Centrarchiformes; Sinipercidae
Gene: tesca
Product: tescalcin a
Exons: 8
Coding region: 188-850 (220 amino acids)
Molecular function (GO): calcium ion binding
Source: RefSeq, a predicted model, not a curated record
AUCCACAGGCUGUGUGGGAUUUAGGACCUUGAGGAUGCCAGAUGUUUCGAGGACGCCAGCAGCUGACUACAGUUGCAUUGACCUGCCGAUAGCAGCGCGAUAAAGCAGCAGCAGCAGCAGCAGCAGCAGCACAGAGACGCCGAGCCAGUCGAUCCAGACUGUGCGUCCUGACGCAUCAACAGCAGCGAUGGGAGCUUCGCAGACGCGCGCCGAGCGCAAGCACCAGGACCUGGCGGAUAAAACUGGAUUUUCACCGGAGCAGAUUAAAAACCUUCACCAAAGAUUCCAGCAGCUGAGUGAAAAUCAAGAGACAAUAAGCAGAGAAAACUUGGACAGUAUACCAGCCCUUGCCAACAAUCCAAUCAGAAAGCAAAUUAUUGAAGCAUUCUUCGAUAAAAGGAACCAGCAUCAGGAUGAGGUGGGCUCCCUCGAGGAGAUUGGCUUCGAGCAGUUCCUCAUGGUCAUGUCCCACUUCCGCCCUCCAACCUUGAAGACGACGGAGGAGGAGAAGGAAGCUUUGAGAAAAGAGAAGCUUCGUUUCCUGUUCAACAUGCAUGACACGGACAAUGAUGGCACCAUCACUCUGGUGGAGUACAGGAAGGUAGUAGAGGAGCUUCUGUCAAAAAGUGGAGCCAUCGGACAGGAAGCUGCCAAGGCGAUAGCAGAUGCUGCCAUGUUGGAAGUGGCGAGCACAAAUGUGCCCCACAUGGCCCCGGAUGAUUUCUAUGAAGGAAUUACAUUUGAGCAUUUUGAACAGAUUUUAAAAGGGCUUGAAAUGGAGUCCAGGAUGCACAUUCGCUUUUUGGAUGUAGACACCACAACAAUGCGUUGUGGGAAAUCCACCUCUUGAAGAGUUCUUCUUGUAAAGAAAUGUUUAUGUUGCUGCUGUUUUUAGCAGGACCUGUCCAGUCCUUAAAUGGAAUGAAGCCAAACACUUUUGAUAUGCACAUAUAUAUUUUUGGAUGGAGGGAAAUAAUUAUAGACCUAAUACCAUACUGUAAUUGCAUUUUUCUAUGAAUUAUAAAGACUGUCUGCUGCUCACGCAGUAUAAGGUCUGACAAGAUGGUGGAAUAUUUGAAGUCAAAGGACGUUUACUUCUAUAGUUCACUACCCUGAAGAAUUCACUUUCAGAAUGUUUUUUUAAUUCAAUUUUGAAGCAUUGUGAUCCUACGAGUAGCAGGUGUCACAUAUUUCAAAGUGAUUUAUUUCCCAUCUUUUGUCACACUACUAUUAAUUUUAUCAGGAUUCAAACUAACACACUACCUCUCUCCAUUCUCCUGCUAUUCUACAAAUCUUUAUGUAACCAGUAUGUAAUGUGAAGGAUUCUUUGUACUUUAGUCAAAAGGUUCACAUUUCAGAUGAAGUCAGUCAUGCUCAGUGGCUGCUCUGGCAUUCAUGGGUCAUCUGUUAUGGGCUAACAUCCAAAGCGUGAGACUGCAGGCACAUAGCAUUCCUCUGCAGCUGCAGAAUAGUUACAGGUUUAAUUUAUCUGUUCCUCUGAGACCACUGCUGUUCUACCACGAAAACCUGCAAUUGUUUGACUGCUAGCAUAAAUGAAACACUUUACUUUCCCUAAGAUGAAUUAUUACAUACUUUGCACUGAAUUGUAUUAAUGAAUAAAAUAAAUAUAAGACACUA